UACUUCUUUAGUCAUUUAUAUUACGUUAAUUACAGCAUAAUGGUAGCCCAACACCCAACCUUUUUCCUGGCAAUCAUUUCACACUUCUUCGUGAAAUCAUUUAAUAAUUGUACCAAUAAUUAAUGUUCAGAAUAAUCAUUUUUACUUUUAAUAAAGUGAUAAUGUGCCAUAUGUAACGAGAAUGUCAAAUGAUUAAUUUGCGGCUAAACCGACCGUAUUGUUGUUGAAAUUGUUUUAUUACUUUUUUGUGAAGAGUGGAUGUGUAGGAUAUAGACGGUAUAAAAUAGAAAUUGAAAUUUAAAAUUGACUUAAAAUUAUUAUGAUGUCUGGAAUUAGUAAAGAAAUUUUACAUGGAACCAAAAGGUGGACUUUUGCCCAAUAUUCAAAUAAAUUUGGCAAAAUUUUAAAUGCCACUUUUUCCUCAACUAAGCAGAGUAACCAGAGUGAGGAAUUCGAUGUUGUGGUGGUCGGCGGCGGCAUCGUAGGCGCCGCCUCAGCUCGUGAAAUCCUUCUUCGGCACAAAAGCCUCCGCAUGGCAAUUGUCGAAAAAGAGCCCAAAUUAGCAGUCCACCAAAGCGGCCACAACAGUGGAGUAAUCCAUGCUGGAAUCUACUACAAACCCGGAUCACUCAAAGCGAAACUUUGCGUAGAAGGCUUGCAUUUGGCCUAUAAAUACUGUGAUGAGAAAAAAAUACCUUACAAAAAAGUUGGGAAGCUCAUCGUCGCAACGAAUUCUUUAGAACAGCAACGUUUAGCUGAUUUACACGACCGAGGCCUCCAAAAUAAAGUUCCUGAUCUUAAAGUAUUGAAAGGAGUUGAGGAAAUUAAGAAGAUUGAACCUUAUUGUCAAGGAGUUGAGGCUUUGUGGUCGCCUCAUACAGGGAUUGUCGAUUGGGGUUUGGUUACUGAGUAUUACGGUAAGGACUUCAAAGACAGUGGAGGCGACAUUUUUUUCAAUUUUGAGGUCAACGGUUUUAAGGAAUCGUCAAGUGGUUCAUAUCCUGUCAAUAUCACUGCCAAAAAUGGAAAAUCACUGAAUGCUAAAUACGUGUUAACAUGUGGGGGUUUAUACUCCGAUAAGUUAUCCGAGUUGUCUGGGUGCCCCCGUGACCCUAAGAUUGUCCCAAUCCGUGGGGAAUACCUCCUCCUAAAUCCCAAAAAGUGUCACAUGGUGAAAGGGAACAUCUACCCAGUCCCUGAUCCCAGAUUCCCUUUUCUUGGUGUUCAUUACACUCCCAGAAUGGAUGGUAGUGUUUGGCUGGGUCCAAAUGCUGUUCCAGCCUUUAGGAAAGAAGGUUACACGUGGUUUGACAUCAAUGUGAAAGAACUAGUUGAUGCAUUUUCUUAUCGUGGAUUCCAGAAGCUGAUUUUUAGAAAUGUGGGAUAUGGUGUGCAAGAGGUAAUGAAGUCGGCUUUCAGUCGUUUGCAAUUGAAGGAUUUACAAAAGUAUAUACCGGAAGUUACCGCUGAAGAUAUCAAACGCGGACCAGCGGGUGUGAGGGCACAGGCUUUAGAUAUUAAUGGGAAUUUAGUCGAUGAUUUCGUUUUUGAUUUGGGGAAAGAAGGAGUCGGGAAGAGGAUUCUUCACUGUAGAAAUGCCCCAAGUCCGGGAGCCACCAGUUCUUUAGCUAUUGCCAAAAUGGUAGCUGAUAGGCUCGAAAAAGAGUUUGAGUUGAAGAAAUAACUACUAACCACAAUAAAGCAUAAAUAGUU
This is a messenger RNA of Tribolium madens (black flour beetle), 1713 nucleotides long. Its product is annotated as L-2-hydroxyglutarate dehydrogenase, mitochondrial-like. Bases 320 to 1684 code for a protein of 454 amino acids. Gene Ontology annotation, molecular function: (S)-2-hydroxy-acid oxidase activity; (S)-2-hydroxyglutarate dehydrogenase activity. The record is from RefSeq and is a predicted model, not a curated record. NCBI's taxonomy places the organism in Eukaryota, Metazoa, Arthropoda, Insecta, Coleoptera, Tenebrionidae. The transcript is spliced from 4 exons.